AUGGCAGAGAAAACUAAUCUGUUGAACAAGCUGCCUGGAAAUUUUCUAACACGAUGUAUUUAUCAUUUCCAGAUCACAGAGUCACUCAAGCGUCUGCGCGCUGGCAAAAAGACAUCACGUUUCUCUGAGGACAUUGACUUCGAGAGCAACGUCUCCAAUCUUGAGAACCGCAUGAGGAUUUCCGACAAAAUCCUUGAGAGCGUCGGCAUCGGCCAGUCUGAGGUCAGCGGUGCCAGGAGAGCGCUGCAGGAGAACGAGGAACGCACAGAGAAGAGGAUCGCGCGCAGGCUAAACGAAGAAAACUCACUCACAAAGUGGACCGCGAUCAAGUCCGACGAUGAGACCGCCGCCGCACAGCGAGCGAAGGUCACGAGAGCGCGCCUCACUGACUUAGAAGACGAAAUGAACGAGCUGAACGAAAGGACCGCGUUAAGGGAAAAGCGCGCCGCUCGCCUGCGGGCCCUGGUCGCCGACUCCGAAGCCACCGACUCCACCGUCGCCUCUUCCAAGAUCACCAUCAGAUCCGAGAGGGAAAAGAAGCAAGUCACUUUCUAAAUAACACCGCGACCCUCGCGCAGCUCCCUGUUCUAACGACACGUUUUAGAACACGACGAGUUCUGGUUUCGAGAUAGAUAAGUUUGCUAGAAUGUGUUAUCCUGCAUUUGUCUAUGUACAAUGUUCGAAGUUGAUGUCUAUUUUAUAUUUGGAUAGAAUAAAAUGCUAUGUAUUACCCUGUUUUCUAUUUAUUAAAGAAUUAAUAGAAUAAUUUUACAUUGAA
This is a messenger RNA of Trichoplusia ni (cabbage looper), 778 nucleotides long. RefSeq lists its product as uncharacterized. The record is from RefSeq and is a predicted model, not a curated record. NCBI's taxonomy places the organism in Eukaryota, Metazoa, Arthropoda, Insecta, Lepidoptera, Noctuidae. The coding region runs from base 1 to 555 and encodes 184 amino acids. The transcript has 2 exons.